Messenger RNA from Drosophila willistoni, 1057 nucleotides. RefSeq names its product lysine-rich arabinogalactan protein 19. The transcript has 2 exons. Bases 6 to 989 code for a protein of 327 amino acids. The record is from RefSeq and is a predicted model, not a curated record. NCBI's taxonomy places the organism in Eukaryota, Metazoa, Arthropoda, Insecta, Diptera, Drosophilidae.
UGCAAAUGAGUCAGAAGCGUUUUGUAAAUUUAGCCAUACAGCUGAAAGACCUGAUUUACCCGAAACGAAAAAAGUAUUGUAGGAGAAGUCUUUCAUUUGAUACAGAUAUGUCGAGACGUGGUUUUGGUAAGGUAUUUUUAGUGGUUGCCUUGCUGGCAAUGACCAUGCUGCCCCUGAGUGAAAGCAGACCAGGACGGGGUCGAAAGAGGUCCUUUGGACUUGGCCUGCUAGGUGGAGCACUGGCUGGAGCUGCUAUUGGUCAUGCAGUGGGAAAUGCCAAGAACACACCAGCGCCAGCCCCUGCCCCUGCGCCUGCUGCUGUUGCCGCUGGAACGCAUGUUCAUCAUUAUUAUCCUGCAGCAGAUCCAGUCCAUGCUGUCGCUGUUGCCGUGCCACAACCCAGUCCCACUGUGGUCGAGACUGGUGCUCCCGAUGCCAAUGGCUGCUACAAACAAACUAUUCGCGAACAGGAUCCACAUAAUCCAAAAGCCUACACUGAGACGCAACAUUUAGUUUGUCCCACCAUUAAACAGGUGAAUGUGGCCGCACCGCCCAUUUCUCCCAGUGUUAAUUUGGUGCCCGUGAUGCCACAACCACAUCCCGUGGUUGUACCAGUGCCUGCCACUGCUCCUGUGGCCGCGCCAGUCGUUCAGGCCGUGCAUCCUACAGCUGCGCAUCCUGCGCCAGCUGCCGCUCCUGCCGUCCCCGUGGUUGCCACUCCACUUGCACCCGCCGUCCCCGUGGUUGCCGCUCCCCUUGCACCCGUUGUUGCCGCUCCUAUUGCUGUCCAUCACGCACCGGCGGCAGCCGCUCCAGUUAUUCCCGUUCACGUUCCAGCCCCAGUAGUUGGGCCUGCCCAACCACCUCAAGUGAUUGUUUUAUCAAAAAAAACUGUUUACUAUCCCAAAAAGAAGUCAGGAGCAGCAAUUCCUCAAGGUUGUUUUGCCCUGCUGGUGGUCGUUUUCAGCUUUACAACUUUUCUUAUCUAAUAUAUGAUAAAUUUAAUUUUAAAAUUCAAAUUACUUAAUAAAGAAAUGACUGAAGUCAUACUUAUAUA